GAAGUCUCUGUGGAGACCGACGCGACGUACUGCAUCGACGGCCCCAUCUGCAGCGGAUCGGGUGACGCGCCUGCCGGAACGCUUUGCCCCGUGAAGGGCGCAGUGGCCGUGAAGGAUUGCCACGACAACCUCCCGAGCUGGACGGGGGCUGGCACGUGCGUCGCACCGUCGGACGCGGUGUGCGCCAAGAUCAAGACUGGCGCGUGGGGCUGCGUGUACGAAUCCCCGACUUCGACUCCGUGCCCGACGCUCGCUCUUGCCACCGAGAGCUCGGACGCUACCCCCUGCCCGACACUUGCGCUG
Molecule: messenger RNA, 303 nt
Organism: Phytophthora sojae
Lineage: Eukaryota; Oomycota; Peronosporomycetes; Peronosporales; Peronosporaceae
Exons: 1
Source: RefSeq, a predicted model, not a curated record